Microbotryum saponariae is the source of this 1191-nucleotide messenger RNA. Lineage: Eukaryota; Fungi; Basidiomycota; Microbotryomycetes; Microbotryales; Microbotryaceae. The record is from the annotation of a GenBank genome assembly.
AUGCGCUACAUCAUCUUUGACGAGCCACCAACUGCGACCCAAGUGAUCGAGCGCGGUGAGAGACAGACCACCAGCAGCGAUCCAGUAUGGUAUCCACACCAGAUCGAGCUCGUCUUCCCUCCUCCUAGGCCUGCUGCCUCACCCGCGGAUACACCCCGUACGAGCGUGCUUCCCCGUGAUCCCGAUGUCACAGCCGAUUCGACUCAACUUGUGGCUGGUCUGAGAUGGGUCGACCGAGAUGAGUCGUUCUCGAGAAUGAUGAUGCCUUGGGGUGCUCCUGCCGCGACGGCGGGGACGGCCAUGGCUGAGGAGGACGAGACACGGUUUGGAUCGACGAUCCUCGAGGAGGAAUCAAAGGAAGAAUUCAGCUUGGCGUCAGGUGAGAGUUUUUCCUGGCGAACAAUGUCGUACCAGAGCUGACCUCGAACGCGUGUGAGCGCAAUCACCAGCCGUGUUCCCACCUCCAUCCCAACUGCCCCCGGGACGAGCCUCCCACGAAACCCAAGCUUCCGACCCGACAACCCACGAACAAGCGCAGCACAUCUCCGCCUCCUUCCUCAGCUCGGCCUCCACCGCAACGCCGACGACGCGCCCCGCCUCGCAAAUCGACGUCGGUCUGCCGCCCACACUGCACUUGACCCUCGCCUCCCUCACUCCCUUUGACCGCUUCCACUCCCUCCUCCAACACACAACGAACGCCAUCCAUCGUCUCUCGAUCCUCUGCGUCGCCAUCGACAUCUCCGGACCUCGAACCGUUGGACCAGGAGGGGAUCUGCAGCUUUGGGAAUGGACCGCUUUGGACCCGCUCAGUGCGCCGAGUAUGCCGGUCAAGAUCUCAUUGUGGGAGGGCGUGGGCAGGACGUUGAGUCAGGCGACGAGGAGAGGGGACGUCGUUCUAUUGACGAGUUGAGUUCCGACAAGCCGCGGUACAGUCGAAAUCGUCGCGAUACGUGUAGCUGACUGCUUCUUCAUCCCGAACCCCCUCGCACAGAAAUGACCCUCAAACUCUACCGAACCAAUUUGCAACUCUCGACCUCUCGAGAAACGCAACUCCAAAUCUGUUGGAGGACCCAGGUCGUACAAGAGUAUGACUUGUUGUUUCGAUUCCACGAGUAUUGGGCUCAACAAACCAACGAGGCCAAGACGGUGUUGGCGAUGAAGGAUGCCUAUAGUAGGUGGUUGGGAAGAUAG